AUGCCGGCGCCGGGCGGCUCGCCGGCGCUCCACGCCGCGGGGGGGCGGUCUGGCCUGCCCGUGCAGGAGUCGGGCAAGGCGUCCGACCCGACUGCAGCCUGGGCGGAGGUCUACGACGAGCUGAGGUCCGCCCAGUCUCUGGCUUCGGUGCUCAACGACCCCAGGAGCGGCAACCGGCUGACUCGCGGGGAGGUGACGAGCCUCGAAGACUUCUGGGACGCCGUGAGGGAGGGCGUUGAGGAGCUGAGCAGCGCGAGAGACGGCGACUUGCCUGUGGCCGACGAGGCCGCCGUAGGAGCGCGCACGGACGAGCUCAUCGGGCCGGUCCCAGAGGCGAGCGAGCUGCAGCCCUACCUGGACACGUUCCGGGAGCACUGGGACGCCUACCACAGGAACCACCAGGGCAGGGGCUCGCGGCGGGAGCUCGCGGCGCUCGGCGCCGCCGCGGGCGGCGGCCCCGCCGUGCCGCCCGAGUACUGCCAGAGUGACUUCAAGCUGGAGCACCACAAGGUCUUCAAUCAGUCGCUCCAGGCGUCGAUCGAGGGCCAGGAGGAGUUCAACUUGGAGCUCACCGGGUACCUCGACCACAUCGAGCUCUCCCUGUGCGAGCACAUCAGGCGAGCCGAGCGGGACCAGCUCUUCGAGUCGCUGGCGAGGAUGGGCGAGCCACUGCGGGUCGACGUCCAGGCAACCCUCGAGGUGGUGAGGCUGCUGCGGGGCAGGAUGAGGUCGCGCGUCGCCGCCCGCGGGGUUCUCGGGCUGAUCGCUCGCGAGCAACUUCUGCCCUCCGCAGUCGCGAUGUCUGCCGCGGUGGAGAGCCUCGACCGUCUGCAGAAAGGCCAGGUUGAGACACAUUCCACGCAAGCCACGGACGCGUCAAUGGCCAUGGAGAAGCUCACGCAGGCAGUCUCCGCAACGCAACUCUCCGCGCACAAGCUUAAGCAGCUGAUGAACGCUUCAGGGGUUAAGACGAACGAGACGUUUGCUAAGCUUGAGUCGCAGAUCCGUGUUCUUGGAGGUGCUCAGCUGCCCACCUGCGCCACCCCGCUCGUCAAGAAUAUCGAUGCCAUGGGGAGGCAGGUGUCGGACAAAUUCUACGACCAGUUCCGCGUGGCCCUACCGAAGUUGCGAGACCCAAGGUCGCAGGUCAUCCACAGCCUUCGAACGGGGCGCGAUCUUCCGAUCGACCUGGCCAAGUGCGCCGGUUGGCCAGACGGGGCGCUCGCGCUCGAGCCGCAGCACGGGGCCUUCAACGAGCAGGGCAUCCCAAAGGCGAUCGCAGAGGGGAUUCCUGAGCUGAUCGGAGGACCCCUAUCCAGUCAUCGCGCCGUCGAUGACGUGUCCAGUCGCCUGGUGGUUGAUCGAGGCCGAGUGCUAUCGAUUGCGUCUCGCGGUCCUGCUGGCAGCCUCCAGCGGUUGACAGAGCUCAUCGAGCCGCAGAGGAACCAUUGUCUCAAUGUUGAACUUCUUCAGAACAUGUGCAGGCAUACCCUGGGCCUCAACUCGGCGUCGGCUUGCUUGGCGGGGCGAUUGGGAUUUCCCGGGGCAUGGCGCGCAGAGGUUUUGCCGCGGACCCUGAAGAAGUUCCAGAUGUAUAUGCGGCAGCAAGGCUAG
Messenger RNA from Prorocentrum cordatum, 1614 nucleotides. NCBI's taxonomy places the organism in Eukaryota, Dinophyceae, Prorocentrales, Prorocentraceae. The record is from the annotation of a GenBank genome assembly.